Danio rerio (zebrafish) is the source of this 4640-nucleotide messenger RNA. NCBI's taxonomy places the organism in Eukaryota, Metazoa, Chordata, Actinopteri, Cypriniformes, Danionidae. The record is from RefSeq and is a predicted model, not a curated record.
UCCAGCGUGUAUGUUGUCGGGAAUAGGGAUCUGCCCCUCACUUCCUGUAGUUCCUUCCCACCUUCCCGACCAAACAACCGGUCCCGUACUGCGUAUUAUCAGCGAUCACGGACACGCUCGUGCUGGUUCUCCGAUUAAAGGCUUCAGCAGCGUGUGGCCAGCGAGCAGGACUGAUCAUGGCUCUGAGCGAGGACUUCACUGAGCUCCAGACCCUCAGCAAUGGCAGAUCCUCCAGCAUUUUCCCCACCACAAACACACCUGUAGACCCGGAGGAGGAGGAGGAGCAGAGCGUUUCUGCAUGCACACAGCCCAAUGAACACACACAGAUGAUGCAGACAGGCCAGAACGGCGGACUCAAAAGCACACGUCUGUCUUCUUCCUCAUCAUCAUCAUCACAGCUCACAGAUGCUCAGCGAUUGGCUGUUCUGCUGCCCAAUGCUCUGCCUCCGGGUUUCUGUGUGUGCUGCUCGCUCUGUUGUAACGGGAACCAGCAGGAUUGUGCUCUCUUCCAGAGCGCCGUGCCGUCCGCUGCCCUCCACAUGGGCUCCUGCUGCGUCCAGGGCGUCCCCUGUUUCUGCAUGCAGCAUCACUGGCCGGAGCAUCUGCAGAACCAGCCCAACAUGGCCACGCUGAGUCCUCCGAGGCCUUUCCGGUUUCCUAAAAGUUAUGCAGAGCUGAUUGCUGAUUGGCCGGUGGUGGUGUUGGGGAUUUGCACUGUCCUCAUUGUGGUUUGUGCUCUGGUCGGGAUCCUCGUUCCUGAUCUGCCUGACUUCUCAAACCCACUGCAGGGGUUUGAGCCGAGAGGCACUGCAAUAGGACAGAGACUGGUUACGUGGAACAACAUGGUGAAAAACACCGGCUACAAGGCAACACUGGCAAACUAUCCAUUCAAAUACGCAGACGAGCAGGCCAAAAGUCACCAAGAUGACCGGUGGUCCAAAGAUCAUUACGAUCGAAAGAAAAGACAAGCGGAGUGGGACUUCAGCAAAGAUAGUUUCUUCUGUGAUGUACCAGGUGACAGCUAUUCCCGGAUCGUAUUUGCUUCUGCUGAGGGCAAGAACUUGUGGAAUAUACAGGCCAUUAAAUCCAUGUGCAAUUUCGACAAUACGCGGGUUCGGUCUCAUCCCCAGUAUCUGGAUCUGUGUCAGCGCACCACUGCUGCCUCCUGCUGUCCCAGCUGGACCCUCGGAAACUACAUAGCCGUCCUUACAAACAAAUCUUCCUGCCAGAAGAUCACAGAGCGAGACGUUUCUCACACCCUGAAUAUCCUGCGCUCCUGUGCUAAAUUUUACCACAACGGUACCCUCGGUCCUGAAUGCUGGGACAUGACCACCCGAAAAAAGGACCUCAAGUGUGGCAACCUGCCGCGGAAGUGUACAAAAUACAACGCUGUGUAUCAGAUUUUCCACUUUUUGGUGGACAAAGACUUUCUGAAUCCAAAGAACACAGACUACCUCCCACCAAACCUCAAAUACAGCAUGCUCUUUGCUCCUACAGAGAAAGGAGAGACCAUGAUGAACAUUUACUUGGACAACUUUGAGAACCGUAACUCUUCGGAUGGGAUCACGACUAUAACGGGAAUAGAAUUUGGCAUCAAACACAGUUUGUUUCAGGACUACCUCCUGACAGAUACCAUGUAUCCCGCAAUAGCUAUUGUCAUCGUCUUGGUGGUCAUGUGCGUCUACACGAGAUCCAUGUUCAUCACCCUUAUGACGAUGUUUGCGAUCAUCAGUUCGCUCAUCGUUUCUUAUUUCCUAUAUCGAGUGGUCUUCAACUUUGAUUUCUUCCCUUUCAUGAACCUAACAGCGCUCAUCAUCCUAGUAGGAAUUGGGGCUGAUGAUGCAUUUGUGCUCUGCGACGUCUGGAAUUACACAAAGUUUGACAAACCUAAUUCUGAGCUCUCUGAAACGGUGAGCAUCACACUUCAGCAUGCAGCGCUUUCAAUGUUUGUCACUAGCUUCACAACGGCUGCUGCCUUCUAUGCCAACUAUGUGAGCAACAUCACUGCCAUACGAUGUUUCGGUGUCUAUGCUGGAACCGCUAUCUUGGUUAACUACAUACUGAUGGUUACCUGGUUGCCAGCUGUGGUGGUCUUACAUGAGCGGUACCUGGUUAACCUUCUUACAUGUUCACGAACACAAAACCAUCAAUCGCAGGGCGCUGCAACGUUUUGGACAAGCCUGUGCCAGGUGGUCAACAAGUGUCUUUUUAGCAUCUCUGAAGCCUCGAGGAUUUUCUUCGAGAAAGUUCUGCCUUGUGUCGUGAUCAAGUUGCGCUACUUGUGGCUCUUGUGGUUCCUGGCUUUGACAGUAGGUGGCGCUUAUGUGGUUUGCGUAAAUCCCAAAAUGAAACUUCCCUCUUUGGAGCUCUCAGAAUUUCAAGUGUUUCGCUCCUCGCAUCCCUUUGAACGCUAUGAUGCGGAGUACAAAAAACUCUUCAUGUUUGAACGGGUCAACCAUGGGGAAGACCUACACAUGCCGAUUACAAUCAUUUGGGGGGUUACACCGAUUGACAGCGGAGAUCCGCUAAACCCUAAAAACAAGGGAAAGCUAACUCUUGACACAACCUUCAACAUUGCGAGUCCAGCGAGUCAAGUAUGGAUUCUCAAUUUCUGCCAGAAGCUCAGAAACCAGAGCUUCGUUUACCAAUCCGAGGAGCAAGACUUCACAAGCUGCUUCAUGGAGACUUUCAAGCAGUGGAUGGAAAACCAAGACUGCGAAGAAGCCUCUGUUUAUCCCUGUUGUAGCCAAUCCACGUUCCCCUACAGACAAGACGUCUUUGAGUUGUGCAUCAAACGGGCGAUUAUGGAGCUCGACCGAAGCACCAUCUACCACCUUGACAGCAAGACUCCAGGACCAAGGUUUGACAUAAAUGACACCAUUCGAGCUAUCGUACUCGAGUUUCAAAGUACCUACCAUUUUACUCUGGCCUACGAGAAGAUGCACCAGUUUUACAGGGAAGUUGAUACUUGGAUUCAGGAGGAGCUCAGAGAUGCUCCUGAAGGACUUAGCUAUGGGUGGUUUGUAAGCAACCUGGAGUUCUACGACCUACAGGACAGCUUAUCCGACGGGACUUUAAUUGCUAUGGCACUGUCAGUGGUGGUGGCCUUCAGUGUUAUGCUCCUGACCACCUGGAACAUCAUCAUCAGCCUCUACGCCAUUAUAUCCAUCGCCGGAACUAUAUUUGUUACAGUCGGCUCACUGGUGCUUUUGGGCUGGGAGUUGAAUGUGCUGGAAUCAGUGACCAUAUCAGUUGCUGUAGGGCUUUCUGUGGACUUUGCUGUACAUUAUGGAGUGGCGUACCGCCUUGCUCCAGAACCAGACAGGGAGGGGAAGGUGGUUUUCUCCUUGAGCAGGAUGGGCUCGGCUAUAGCGAUGGCAGCAUUGACUACGUUUGUUGCUGGUGCAAUGAUGAUGCCGUCCACUGUUCUGGCGUAUACCCAACUGGGCACAUUCCUCAUGCUAAUCAUGUGCAUUAGCUGGGCCUUUGCCACAUUUUUCUUUCAAUGCAUGUGCCGCCUGCUUGGACCCCAAGGCACUUGUGGGCAAAUUCCAUUGCCAAAGAAGCUGCAGUGUGCAGAGCGUACAUCUGAAAACCAGUCUACUGUGAAUAACCAAGGUAAAGCUGGUGCUUGCUACACAACCAAGCAUGAACACUAUGAGCUUGAACCCUUAGCGGCGAAUGUCAGAAAUGAGGGAAAGGCCUCAGAUGAGGAACAAGAAGCCUGCACGCAGCUGCAGAAUAACAUCACUUCUCUUCAUGAUGAUGCAACCUUGUGUGCAUCCCAUGAAGAACCCAAACAUGAGUUUGAAAAUGGCGUGCAAGCCACAGAACAUUCACAUCUCCAUCAGUACGCUUUCAAUACAAGGUGUACCUGUGAGAACUCAAUGCAUCAAUAUAUUCGGGAGCGACAAAGAACUGCUUGCCAUCCUUGCGGCCAAUCUCGAGAAACCCAAUGUGCUACUAAACAGUCCAAUCACUUACCUGCGUGUCUAAACCGGGAUAUGAUCCAUGCUCCUACCAACAGUGGCCACUUCCAGCAUUGCACACCAAGCCAAAUAUCAAGGCCAGCUGCUCAUCGAUGUUUCAGUGGGGGCUGUGGUAUGCAUGCAAUGCACAUUUCACAACAGCAAACAGAGACGGAGUCCUACAUCAGUGCAUGUGUCCCCAGUUCAUCUCCACCAGAGAGCCAGAACCGUCCUGCUCACAUCCAGUUUCCAGAUGUUCAACGCUGCUCUUCGCCUGACACGACUGGAGUUUGUACUCUUAAUCAUGAUACACAGAACGCUGGGGAACUGGCGAUAAAUUCCCAGAGUCCUCAGAAAAUACCAUGGAACCAUUUAAAAACAAAAGCAAACGGCACUUGUGUGCUCCAGGAUUGUCGUGAGGUGGUACCUGAAGACAGCAUCGGAUGCAGAGUUGAUAAAGAAAAGACUGUCUCUCCCAAAAAGUUUAACUGUUUUAAGAAAAACGUUAAAGCAAAGUGCAAUUCUGUAGAGUUUCACAAGACGAGAACCAGCGUGCCUACUAUCGCCAUCAACUCGAAAGCCUCCUCUGAGAGUUUAUGCUAACUUUAAAAACACAACAAAUGAGGGUCAUAUUGAGACUGUCAUAUUCUGCACAGCAAGGACAUCUUUGUG